Molecule: messenger RNA, 2028 nt
Organism: Galleria mellonella (greater wax moth)
Lineage: Eukaryota; Metazoa; Arthropoda; Insecta; Lepidoptera; Pyralidae
Product: tubulin polymerization-promoting protein homolog
Exons: 4
Coding region: 177-788 (203 amino acids)
Biological process (GO): microtubule polymerization; microtubule bundle formation; positive regulation of protein polymerization
Cellular component (GO): microtubule
Molecular function (GO): tubulin binding
Source: RefSeq, a predicted model, not a curated record
UUGGUCGUAUACACCAUACGCGACGGGAGUGGAGUUUCGCGCGCGCCAGUAUCUGUGUAGCUACGAAAGCCGCGCACCGCCACCGCCGUCACCCUAGUGUGUUUAUCGCAUAUCUCGGUUUAUGUGAUCUCAUAGGAACUCAUCUUCUAACUGGCUAAUUGAUAAUAAAAAUAGAAAUGUCUGAAGGGUCAGCACCAGACACCGUGGAGCAGGUGACUCAGGAGGUGAAGGACGUCAAGCUAGAAAACGGGACAGCACCGGGAGCAGCCAACGGAACGCCCGCUAAGAACGAUGACAAUGCUAUACCGUUUAAGGACGCUUUUAAAGCAUUUUCCAAGUUCGGAGAUCCAAAAUCAGAUGGUAAACAAAUUACACUCUCUCAAAGUGACAAGUGGAUGAAACAAGCUAAAGUGAUAGAUGGAAAGAAGAUAACGACCACAGAUACAGCUAUACACUUUAAGAAGCUCAAGUCUCUGAAAGUCGGUAUUGAUGACUAUCAAAAAUUCCUCGAUGAUUUGGCAAAGAGUAAAAAGGUAGAACUCGAUGAAAUAAAGAGGAAGUUGACCACCUGUGGACAGCCUGGAGUGUCGUCACACGUUACAAAGUCACCAGCUGCUGCGGCUGCAGUUGACCGGUUGACGGACACCAGCAAGUACACUGGUUCUCACAAACAACGCUUCGAUGAGACCGGAAAGGGGAAAGGCAUCGCUGGCAGAAAGGACCUAGUGGAUGGUUCAGGUUACGUCAGCGGCUACCAACACAAGGACACUUACGACAAAUCUCAUUAGUUACGAAUGGGAAGCGUUCUUGUACAAGUUUAUUAGGCCAUUGUGUCUGGAGGCAUUACUGCUAUUUUAAAUAUACGUAUUGUAAAACAAUGAAGACCUAAACACAAUAAAUGUUAAGAUUUCACUCCAUUGCUUGGUUCCAGAUUAUCUUGUACUGUAAAAUCAAAAUGCAUAGAUUUGAUCCCUUAGCUAAUUUGUAUGAAUCGGAAAUCGUAUCGCUUCUUUUCGUAAACAAACCGUUGCCUGCUAAGAUCUUAGAUCGUUGAUCAACGGAUUCAAAAUUGAGACCUCUAAUGUGAUUUCAAUUGCACUGAUUGUGGGUAGCUAAUGCAUUUAUGAUUAUCAAAUUUAAAUUAAUACCUACCUACCUAUAUGCAAAUUAUAUUAUUCGUUCAAGGGAACAGUGGGGUCGAUUCAGAAGCGCCAUUUUCCAAACCUAUCUUUAAAAUUAAAACUUCAAUUUGAUAUAACAGCGGAAUCUUUAUUCUAAGGACCAAUAUAAAUUAAAUUUCUAAUAGAUCUAAGUCUAAUAUAUUAUAAGUUUUAUUUAUGAUGGUCCAUAAAAUAGUAAUUCGCGAAAUUAUCAGAUUAAAAUAUUAGGUAAGGAGAAUCCACCCUACUAACAACAAAUUUUCAAGUCUUUUAUCCUUAAAUACAAACAAAUAAUUUAAAGAAUGAAUUUUAGCUUUGUAUGUUGUGCAGCAAUGACAUUCCUUCUAUGUAGAUUUUUAAUAUUUAUAUGUAUAAAUUUAGCGAAGUAAGAUUCCGAUAUUUUUGCAUUACAACUUUUAUGUAUUAACAGGAGUAAGUUACAAUAAAAUUGUCUAGUCGUGAACAAAGUACCUAAGUAAAAUUGGAUCCAUAAUACGAUAAAUAUUGAAUGCAAUUUUUUUAAUUAUGAGUAUGUACCUUUACAAGCGUGUACAUAGGUACAGGGUACAUAUGUUUAAAAAUCAUUAUAUAUAUCUACGUUAUAGGUAACGUAUCAGUGUUAUUAGAUAAUUUGGUUAAAAACAAGAUGUGAAUCAUAUUUUAUUGUAUUAUAUAUUUUUAUAUUAAUAGUAAUUAAUUAGAAAGUAAUAAUCUGUUUUAAUUCACUAUGAAUUGUGUUCUAAAUAAGAUGCACAGUUUAACUUAUACGAUGUUGGUUUUUGAAAUACCAAUGUUUUAUCUCAAACGCAAAACAAAAUCUAAUACAAGUACCUCAUUAUUUUGUUGUGUACCUAAUAAAUAAUAAAAA